AAAAUUCCUAGACUCGGCUACCGGAGAGCGGAACUGUGCCUGCGCGAGAUGGGAACGGAGGAGUCGGCGGGGGGCGCCGCGAGGCAGGCGAAGGAGUCGCUGGAGCUGGCGUUCCAGAUGUCCCAGAUCCUGGACACUGGCCUCGACCGCCACACCCUCUCGCUGCUCAUGGCGCUCUGCGACCGCGGCACCAACCCGGAGGCUCUCGCUGCCCUCGUCCGCGAGCUGUCCUCCACCGCUCCCCCGUCCGCCUCUGCCCCCACCGCGCCCGCCUCCAACGCCGUGGCGGCACCGACCGCCCCCUCGCUGUUCCCCUCCGGCUUUCGGCAGCUCUAGGCUAGGCAGGUACCGAAGACUGGACGCAACUGAAGUUCUUGAUUUGAAGUCGAACCAAAUCUGAUACUUGGCUUGCUGGAAGAGCCUGAUGAGCUUUGGUCGUGAUGUUGUUUCCACAAGAAAAAGUUGUGGUUCAUUGAGUUCCUAUAAAUUGGCAUCUUUCUUUGCUUGACUUGGACACUACUGUAGUAAUCAUGAUGGCCACUACCUCUUCGUUCAUAGUCUUCCUAUAUUCCCAUCGCUGUAUGCAUCAGCUGGACAUCUGGUGUUCUGUCGAUUAUCCUCUCUUUGACGAUAGUGUCGUACUUAUCUGAAAGGAACACGCCACGGCCUGGUGGCCAUGAAUCGAGGUCCCGUUUUCGGGAUAACAAUCAAAAAGCUAUGAAACGAUUAUGGGACGGAGGGAGUAGAUCUCAAUCAUGCUUUUUAGAAGUCACUGUAAUGAAUUAGUUUUUCUAGUAUUGUAUUGUUCUACAUUCAGAACCAUUCAGUCCCUGGAAGACUAAGCAACAAUUCAUUCAUAUGGACAUUUUGUUGUUCAUUUUCAGAAGAUAAUAUUUUCAGACAAAGCUGUUGCUUGCAUCAUAAAGCUUGACCUAAUCAGUGCUGUUUUCA
This is a messenger RNA of Triticum aestivum (bread wheat), 951 nucleotides long. Its product is annotated as mitotic-spindle organizing protein 1A-like. The record is from RefSeq and is a predicted model, not a curated record. Gene Ontology annotation, biological process: microtubule nucleation by interphase microtubule organizing center; gamma-tubulin complex localization; mitotic spindle assembly. NCBI's taxonomy places the organism in Eukaryota, Viridiplantae, Streptophyta, Magnoliopsida, Poales, Poaceae. The transcript is spliced from 2 exons. Bases 49 to 336 code for a protein of 95 amino acids. Gene Ontology annotation, cellular component: gamma-tubulin ring complex; spindle; interphase microtubule organizing center.